UGUGUGUGUGAUUGAAGGACAGGGGGACACAAGCAGCGCAAACUCCGCUGGUGGUGUGGCCGCGCUGACGUGCGGCUCUGCGCACAAUCGGCGUGAGGUUGUGCGUGAUGCGAGAGUGUUGUGGCACAGCGCAGUCCGUCUACAACCCUCCCCCCGGCACAACUGCACACAGCAUGACCUCGCAAAGGUGAACGUGGACGACUCGCUCGGAUCCCUCCUCGCUUGCAGACACAGCCGCACCGGGGGACGCCGAGCUGCAUUGGCCGCCAGGCAGGACUAAUCACAAGAACAAGUAUGUAAGAAAGAAGAUGUCAGCAGUACAAAACAGAAAGGAAGACAAACAGCCGCAUAGAACCAACCUCUACUUUGAUAUUCCAUCGACACCAUGGCCUAUCGUUUAUUCUCCUGAUUAUAAUAUCACAUUCUUGGGAUUGGAAAAACUUCAUCCUUUCGAUUCGGGAAAAUGGGGGAAAAUUGUCAACUUUCUAAAAGAAGAGUUGAUGAUAAAUGAUGAAACCAUCGUCAGAGCCCGUGAAGCACAGGAGGAGGAUCUAUUAGUUGUACAUUCAAAGCGGUACCUCAAUAAACUUAAGUGGUCAUUCAUAGUUGCCACUAUUACUGAGAUAAUGCCUGUGGCUUUCCUGCCUAAUUUUAUCAUCCAACGAAAAGUACUAAGACCAUUCAGGACACAGACGGGUGGAACAAUAAUGGCUGGGAAGCUUGCUAUUGAACGAGGAUGGGCAAUCAAUCUUGGUGGAGGCUUCCAUCAUUGCUCAAGUGACCAAGGAGGGGGGUUUUGUGCUUAUGCUGACAUAACAUUGGCAAUUAAGUUUUUGUUUGAGAGAGUGGAAGGCGUCUCGAAGGCAAUGAUCAUUGAUUUAGAUGCACACCAGGGAAAUGGACAUGAGAGAGAUUUUAUGGAUGACAACAGAGUCUAUAUUUUGGAUGCUUUUAAUAGAUACAUCUACCCAGGGGAUGGAUAUGCCAAGCGAGCCAUCAAGUGGAAAAUUGAACUAGAAUGGGACACAGAGGAUUCAGAGUAUCUGGCGAAAGUGGAAGCACAUGUGGCAAAAGCAUUGCAUGAAGUCACUCCAGACAUCAUUGUAUACAAUGCAGGCACAGACAUCUUAGAUGGUGAUCAAUUGGGAGGUUUGGCUGUCUCUCCUCAGGGAAUUAUUAAAAGAGAUGAAUCAAUUUUUAAGGCAGCCCGCAUUCAUAAGAUACCCAUCCUGAUGGUGACAUCUGGAGGUUACCAAAGGUCUACAGCUCGGAUCAUAGCUGAUUCUAUUCUGAACUUGCACCAUUUGCAUCUCAUUGACCAGAGACUGAUUUAGAAGAAUUGGAUGAGUGUUACCUUGGCAUUUUUGUAAUAUGGAAGCCUUUAUCAGCUACAAUACCGCCACUGUUAAUGCAAAAAAAUAACUUUAGUUUUAAAAAGAAAACGCAUUUUAAAUAAUAAAGUCGCAAAGUUCUAUAGUCUGUCUUGAAAAGAGUUACAAAUAUUGAUGAGAUAAAAGUACAACUAGGUUUACAGUAUUAUUACAUUCUUAAAGGGACAUUCCUCCCUGGUGCAAUAAGGACGUGCAAUUUUUGUUUAAAAAAAAGUACAGAAAUGUACUUGGCUCUGUGAAGGAUUUAGAUAAAUAACUUUUUUCACACAAAAAAUAUUUAGCUCAGCUUCUUGAGUGUUUCUAUCUCACGCUGAUAUAAACCAUAUUUUUAUCAUGGUUUAAAACACUGUUCUGUGUCAAUGGGAUAUGUAUAUAUAGAUCCAAACCUUACUUCAUGGUAGUCAAAGUGGAGGAUAGAGUGGAGCAAGGAGGGGACCAGACCAAGAUAUUUUUUCUUACAGAUGUAAUAGAAUGUAUGGAUAUGAAUAUUUAACUACAAAAAUAUCCUUGCAAAUUGUAUCAAAUUACUAUUCAAGACUGAAAGUCUAUUUUAUUGCCCAGCAAACUAUUUGUAAAGGAAUGUGCCUUUAAAUAUAAGAUAACUAGCUUCCUAUUCUCAAUAUCAGGCUGAAAAAGUUCCUGUGUUUUGACAUAGGGGAUUGUUAUUCUAAUGUGUGAUUUUCUGAUGUGCUCGACAGAAAAUAAUUUUGUGCUGUAAAUUAUAAUUAAAUAACUGAGUUCAGUAAUCACACGUAGGAGGUGUUGCACUUUGGAAAGACGAAUGUAAUGGGAAAGUAUAUAAUUAAUGGCAAAUCCUUAAUAACAUUGAUGUUCCAAGGGUUUGUGGGGCCCGACUGUACAGUUCCCUGAACGUAGUAACACACAGAUAGAUUGGGAAGAAGGUGUAUGGUAUGUUUGCCUUCAGUGGUUGGUGCAUUAACUAUAGGAAGUCGUGUUGCAGCUUUAUAGGACUUUGGUUAGGCCGCAUGUGGUGUAUUGUGUGCAGUUCUGGUUAUCCCAUUACAGGAAGGACAUUAAAUCUUUGGAGAGGGAGCAGAAAGGGUUUACCAGAGUACUGCCUGAGUUAGAUUAGGGUAUUAGCUAUAAGGAGAGGUUGGACAGACAUCAAUUGCUUUCUCUGGAGCUCGAGAGGCUGAGAAGUGGAUUAAAUAAUGAGAAACAUAGAUAGGGUAGACAGUCAGAACCUUUUUUCCAGGAUGGAAAUGUCAAAGCCUAGAGGAAAUAGCAUUAAGUUGAGAGGAUAAAAUUUAAAGGUGAUGAGCGGGGCAUGUUUUGUUUUACACAGAGAGUGGUGGGUGCCUGGAACAUGCUCCAGGGGUGGUGGUGUGAAGGUAAAUGUGAUGGUAACAUUUAAGAGCGUUUUUGAUAGGCACAUGCAUAUGCAGCGAAGGACUACUGCCGGAGAUUAGUUUAACGGCGUUCUGUUCAGUGCGGACAUAGUGAGCUAAGAGCCUGUUCCUGUGCUGUACUGUUCUAUAUUCUAACGUUAGAAUUAUUGUGGUCUGUCAUAUUUAAGCAAUUUUAAUCUCUGUGAGCAUGACUGUGAUUUAGUUGUCCAGUCAUAUCUGGAACUAAAGAUAUAUCAAAUUCUGCUGUUGCAAUAAAUGCAUUUUAUCAUUAAUUGAUUUCAAACCCGAGGAAUAUAUGCAGCUGGUUUCACUGAAAUCUAAUUUUGCUGAGGUGAUAAGUAGCUGUAGGCAAAACAAUGGAAAGUAAUUUGUGGCAGUUUUUUAAUGUAGCCAAUUUGCUGCUGGACAUUGCUGUCCAACAGAGAAAAAUCUUAACUUUCACGUUUUUAGAAAAUUGCUUUGAAAGGUGUUCUCAUCAGAGUGCACGUUGAAAUCUGAACACAUUCCCAACUACCAGAACAAAGUUUUGUGGAGAUGCUUUUGAGAUGAUCCACAUGAUAUUGUCAUGAAAGGAAAGUCUAGCAAGACAGAAUAUGAUGGUUCCCAAAACUGGCACAGGGUCUAUGAUGUGGAAGUAAUACGUCAUUUAACAAUGGCAGAAACAUUACUCUAUGAAGCUUAAAUUGCAUUUCUUGUUUAUCGACACAAAAAUGUUAUAAGCUGAAAAAAAAUGGGCUCUUUGAAGCUGUGUUCAAGACUGCAGUGUUAAAUCACUGUUAAACUCACGGAAAGCUUUUAGACCACUGUCAGGGAGUUCACAAAUGUAUUGGUCAUCAAUAUUAAGGUGGUUAAGAAAGCGUAUGGUAAGCUUGCCUUUGUUGCUAGGGCCAUUGAAUAUAGGAGUCAGGAAGUCAAGGUGCAGCUCUAUAGGACUUUGGUUUGGCUGCAUUUGGAGUGUUGCGUGCAGUUCUGGUCGUCUAAUUACAGGGCAGAAGUGGAGGCUUUGGGCAGAUGUGGAGGCUUUGGACAGAUGUAGAGGCUUCCGAGAGGGUGCAGAGGAGAUUUACCAGUGCUGCCUGAAUUAGAGGAUUUUAGCUGCAGGGAGAGGUUGGUUGGAUUGUUUUCUCUGAAAUCUCAGAGGUUGAGGGGUGGCAAUAGAAGCUUAUCCAAUUAUAGGAGGGGAGACUGUCAGAACCUUUUUCCCCCAAAGUGGACAUGUCCAACACAGGAGGGCAGAGCUGUAAGGUGUGAGGGGUGGAGGAGUUAAUGGAGAUGGGCGGGGCAGAUUUUGUUCUACUUGGAGAGUGGUGAGGGCCUGGGACAGAUUGCCAGGGGUGGUGGUGCAGACAGAUGUGAUUGUGGUGUUUAAGAGGCUUUUAGAUCGGCACGUGGAAGUGCAGGGAAUAAGGGACAUGGAUCAUGUACAGGCAGAUGUGAUCAGUUUAACUUGGCAUCAUGUUCGACACAAACAUUGUUGGCCAAAGGGCCCGUUUCUGUGCUGUGUUGUUCUAUGUAACGCAUAGAAUGUACUUGCGAUUUGAAGAAUGAUGUACUCUAAGUGAAACCUGGAGCCUUUUAAGAGUCGAUUAGAAUGUAUGAGGUAAAGGGACACAUAAUUAAAAUGAUUAAUUUGCACA
Molecule: messenger RNA, 4398 nt
Organism: Leucoraja erinaceus (little skate)
Lineage: Eukaryota; Metazoa; Chordata; Chondrichthyes; Rajiformes; Rajidae
Gene: hdac11
Product: histone deacetylase 11
Exons: 11
Coding region: 309-1334 (341 amino acids)
Molecular function (GO): histone deacetylase activity
Source: RefSeq, a predicted model, not a curated record